ACCCCCCUCCACUUCAGCAGUGUGUUUUUGAUGCUCUAGUGAGUUUGGCUUUGAGUUGAGCUGGCUGAUGAAUGUCUAAGAGGAGUAGGGUUACUUCUGCCGGUCUACAUAUACACAGAGCUGAGUGCUUGAGAGUGUUUACCACCACGCUAAUGGGAUUGAUUCAGAGAGAGCAGUUCCUGACUCAGGAAAACGUAAGGCAUGAUGAACAAGAGACUAGAAGAGGAUGUACAGGUCGGAUAUAACAGCUCUUUGAUGGGUGCUUCAGUUUCUGAAAUUAUUCAGAGAACAUUCCCUGUAUGUGGAGAGAGAGGCCUACUACUCCAGUAAGCUGGCAAAAAGAAGAUAGAGGUAGGGAAAUUCAAUUCAGCUCUCCUGAGGUGGAAAUCAUUUAAACAGCCAAAGGCAUGGAGGCUCCUCACCAAGUCAUGCAUCUUUCAUUCACUAUGGAAGACCGAAAUGGAAAUGACAUUACUUGCCCUAUUGACCCUUCCCCUGAUUCUUUGAGAACCACCAGUAGUUUGAGUUGUGUCAGCACAGACAGCCCUGAUGAUGUGGAAAUGGCAGAGGACUGUAUCAGUGAAUUGACUUCCAAUAAAAAUGUGGUUCUGCACUCAGACACCGUGGCCAAAGUGGUCUUUGAAAAAACUGAUAAUGGAAACUGUAGUCAGAAUGUGACUUUAAUGGUCUCAGGCCUGCAGAAUGGCAGUGUUGAUUCUGACCGUGUGGAGCACACUGCUGCUGUCUGUGGACCCACUGUUAAGGAAAAUAGCAGAGGAUCCGAGACCCGUCUUGACUCUGCGGAGCAAGAGUUCUUUGUCCCAGGCUCUGUUGAGCUGUCACGCUGUGGCUCCAAUGAGAGGUGCAGCUCAGUGAGCUCUGGUGAGAUGGUCAUUAGGAGUAACAGUUUCCUUCUCCAUGAGUCUGAGCCACUGCUCAGUGUCUCACUCCUAGAGGAUUCAUCAGAUAUACCUUCUGGUGUUGGCCUAAUGCCCAGUUUGUUACCUGAUGUCUGUGAGGGUCUUUUUAAUAAUAUGGUCAGUACUUCAGGGAAAGACACAAAACAUCAGGAGUUUGGGGUCACCUUCAUUCAGCCAGCCAAUCUGACUUUUGUCAUGGAAGAGGAAGUCUUUCAGACAACUUCAGCAUCUCUGGUUCCUCAUAGAGGUACUGGGGACAGUAGGUCUUCACACUUGGUCCCAGGUGUUGAUCAGUCAGAAUGUGUCACACCAGUUAAUUGUAACAAAAGUAAGCCAGAAGCUCAAAGGUUUCAGUGCCACACAAGUGGGUCCGCUCACUCCACACCAGCUGAGGGAAAGACUUUCCAACUCGCCACCUCUGAGGAAUUAGACAUCAGUGGUAAUGUCCAAACUUCUACACCUGUUCAGUCUUUGAGCUCGAAGACCUUUUGCCUUCCAUCCCUUUCAGACUCUUCUCUUAGCAAGGGUCAGGGUGAGUUGGGGAGUCCAUUGGCACAAGAGAUAAAAGAACGGCAACGUUCUGAUUCUCAAAAGCGUAAAACAUCUUUGACUGCUCCACCUAAAUGCAACAAGUCAGAGAUCAAGAAGUUUGCCAAGCCUGACUUCAGUAAUGUGAAAUCUAAAGUUGCAUCAAGACCCAACAGUGCCUUAAAACCAUCAAGUGUGGCAGUUGUGAAGGUUUCCUCAAAUAUCUCUCACCAAGUCAACAAGAACCAGGCUACAAAAACUCCUCAUUCCUUGCAACGCAAAACAUCUCCUUCCAAAUCAACAUCUGCUGUUUCUUCCAACCUUGCUAUCGCAUCUACCUCUAGUAGCAUUAAAAAGGAUCAAAGCACUAUGAGUAGAAGAAUCCGCUCAACCACUUGCCAAGAAGGAGCACCUGCUCCAAAGUCCCGACUUCGUACCUGGUCUGAAGCAUCCACUUCAUCUAAAGCUGCAAAAGUAGAAUCUGCUGAGAUGGAGCCACAGGUCUGUAGACCCAUAAAUGCUUUCACCACUGCAAAACCCUUAUCUGCAGUGACUAAACAGAAUCAGACUGGACUGGCCAAAGAUGCAGACAAACAUGCUUCUUCUGGAGACGAAAAACAAGAGGAUAGGUCACUCAACAUUUCUGGGAAACCUCAAAAAACCACUCUGAAAACACAUGCAUCCCGACUGGCAGAACCGACACCGUGUGACUGGAGCAAAGGCAGACCUGGCCCCCAGCCAUCAUCUUCCAGGGCAGGAGGUGCUCCUGCUGCUCGCGCAGCAGCUGCAAACCUUCGGCAGCCACCUUCGUCCGCAUCAAAGCUCAAGCCUGGCACGGCGGGGAAAAAUGGCUGCGCUUCCACUGACAUGCCUUCUCCGAGGAGCAAACAGAGCACGUCUGGAGGCAAUACGAAAAUGCGACUGUCUGAGGGUACAGGAGCAGAGGUUUCAGGGGGAACCCAUCCGAGACUCUCUCUAACUGGUGCUCACCCACAUAAUUCAGCCUCAAAACUGCCUGUGAAGCCAAGAGGCCCACUCAAAAGUGCCAGUGCCUCAAGUGGACAUAGAAAGCCAGAUUAUGUAGAUCCUUCCUCGGGAGUCACUGGCAAACCCCCUAGUGACAGAACUGCUUCAGUAAGAACCAGGCUUCAGGGAGUGCCUCCCAGAGCCUCCUCAGGAUGUAAAAACACGUCUGCAUCCUCCCAAACAUCUGUGAGGUCUUCGGCUAGUGUUUUGAAAACCCCUGCUUCACCACGACAUAUUCGACCCAUUGGGGCUUUAUCAGUUGACAAGGGCAAGGCAAAGACGACCUCCCAAAGCCAGCAGCAGGGUCAGGCGAAUGGCCAUCCAGACCUGGUGCCGCCAGAGACCAAGCCACGAGGAGUGGAGUACUACAAGGCUCUCUGUGAGAAGAAGAACCAGACAAUCCAGCAGCUGAAGAAAAGUUUCAAAGCCCACAACUGCAGAUUUGAGGCAAUCACUGUGGUUGUACAAAACCUUUGUGCAGAGCAUGAAGAAGUAGUGAAACGGCGCCAGGGGCUUUCUCUGGAGCUGCUUAACCUACGUGAGGACCUUGUGAGCUCUGUACAGUCAUGCGAACGUCUAGAGCAGGAGAAGGAGGACCUGCGGGCAGCUUUCGAUGGAGUCCUGCAGAAAGUACAGGAGCAGCACCGCUCCGACCUGGCUGACCUAGAGGAGCGCCUGAAGACUUUCUAUUCGGCAGAAUGGGAGAAGGUCCACCAGACAUACCAGGAGGAGGCGGACAAGUGCAGACUUGAGAUGGAGCAGCAGCUGGAGGAUUUGAGAGCCAAGCAUAAAGCUCUGAAGAAAGAACUGGAAACCAGCCAUGAAGAGAAGGUGGAGAGCCUUAAACAGCACUAUGAAAAAUCUUUUGAAGAACUCAAACAAUCUCAUGAGCAUGAGAUGAACACUCUAGAAAAAACACUAAAAGAUGCAGAAACAACAUUAUCUAAUCAAAUAGAGGAGCUCACAGCUGAGAACAGCUCGCUCAGUGAGAAGCUGAAAGCAGAGGAGGACUGGAGGAAAGAAUUGGCUGAGAAAUGUCAGAAGGACUCCCACACACUCUACCUGGAGCAAGAGCUGGAAAGUCUGAAAGUGGUAUUGGAAAUUAAGAACAAGCAGAUCCACCAACAGGACAAGAAAUUAAUGCAAAUGGACAAACUGAUGGAGAAAAAUGUGAAGCUUGAUGAAUGUCUUAAGAAAGUCCAACAAGAAAAUGAAGACCUAAAAGCCAGAAUGGACAGACAUGCUGCCUUAUCGAGGCAACUCUCCACAGAGCAGGCCGUCCUGCAGGAAUCUCUUCAGAAGGAGACCAAAGUCAACAAGCGUCUAUCUAUGGAAAAUGAGGAGCUACUCUGGAAGCUGCAGAAUGGAGACCUGAGCAGCCCCCGCAAAACCUCUCCUUCUUCACCCUCCAUCACUCUCCAAAGCCCUCGCAACUCAGGCUUCUUCUCGAGCCCCCCCAUUUCACCCAGAUAACACUGGCCCUCAGCUUCCUGGAAGCAGCUACUAAGAGACUUCCGCCUCCAUGCAGAAAGCUAUGAAAGCUAUGUUAGCUAUGUGGGUCUGGGACCUGUCACCUGAAUGACAUUAAUCCAAAAUGGAUCUUUUCUCAGGUGAAUCUUGUACAGCUGAAUGACAAUAAAAAAAACUGAAGAAAAUAUUGCACAGAAGCACUUAACCAAUGAGGCCACCUUUUUGUAUUUUUGCCUUUCAUGUCUGAUUUUGGAAGAAGGGGAAAAAAAUCUCAGGGCUUGUACAUAAUUUCUCAUUUUUCUCAGUAACCUUUUCUUUUGCUUUAACUUUAGACGUUUCCUUCACUGGAUUGUUCUCAGUCUUGCGUUAUGCAGGAAUACGUGUUAAUGGCUGUCUUUUGAAUGGAGAGAUAAAAUGCUUUUUCCAAAAUCUGUCUUCAGUUUCUAUGCAGAGGACAAGUGUGCCAUCAGAAUCAAAGAAUGAAGGCCUUCAGUGAUUUGAGAAGCUUUACCACUAACAGCCUUUAAGCUGUGUACCGUUGUUUAUUUUACCAUAAGAACAAGAGCGUAGUAUCAACUAGCCAUGGAAAUUUCCCAGAAGAAAAAACCCUUUUAUAGUUAGAUUUGUCUGUUUUUAAUCCCCUUUAUUUGAAGAGCAAGAUAAAAGUCUGAAAUAAUACAAAUGUAUAUGAACUCAUGGCAUAAUUCUCGAUUGCCACACUUUAUGUAAUAUGAGGAUAUUUGUCUGAGGAAAGCUGCAGUUAAGCCUGGCUUCAGUGGUCACAUGAAUUUGAAGUCAGUAAAGUGUUUUGGAUUUUUAAACUUUCAGAGCAUUAGAAAGCCUCAUUACUGCUUCCAGUUAGUGAUAAAACUCUGCCACUAUAAGAACUGCAUUAAAAUAUGAAUACGGGUUUAGAAUCUUAUUGAGCCCAGAAGAAAGAGAUAAAAUAAUUUAUUUUCCCUAACUAGCUUAUAUGACCAUGGGACCAAAAGAAGUGACUGUUCGUGCAUGUUCCAAUGGCCUCAAGAGCACCCCUCACUGUCUGAAACCUCCUACUGCAGGUCUGACUAUUUCAAAUAUCUUUGUUGGGGUUGUAUGAGUAAGUGAAACGAAAUAGGAACAUGUAUGAGAUGUUUGGAUUUGUUUAACUACGAAAUGUGUGUGGGUGUUUAAAUUUAUUGGUGUGAAACUGAAACUCUUGGAAAUAUGCAAAUAAAGUAAUAUUAAAAGCAAUUAA
Molecule: messenger RNA, 5181 nt
Organism: Pygocentrus nattereri (red-bellied piranha)
Lineage: Eukaryota; Metazoa; Chordata; Actinopteri; Characiformes; Serrasalmidae
Gene: mtus1a
Product: microtubule associated tumor suppressor 1a
Exons: 15
Coding region: 408-3947 (1179 amino acids)
Cellular component (GO): nucleus; cytoplasm
Molecular function (GO): microtubule binding
Source: RefSeq, a predicted model, not a curated record